AUGACUUUAACUCAAGAAAAUCUUCGGUUGGAAGAUCGUAUUAAACAAUUAGGUGAACAAGCAGAGAAAAAAUAUAAUGAAAGCGAACUACUGAGACAAAAAGUUAUGGACAAUUCAAUAGGUCUCGAUGCUAUUAAUAAAGAUAAUGCCAAAGAAGAGAAAAAUAAAUAUCAUAUAUUAUUAACUGAGUACUACAGUUAUAAACGCAGUUUAAAAAACGAAUGUCAACAAAACGAAAAAUUACUCAACUACUUGAAUAAAUUUACACAAAAUCAAAAUAAUUUACAAAAAGGGUUUAAUACAUGUUUAGAAAAUUUUAACAAUUUGAGAGAUAAGUAUUUCAAUCUCUUAAAAAUGACGGAAAUCGAAAAUCAAAACUUAGAUGAAGAGUCAUUAUUAGUUAAGAUUGAGAACGAUGUUUGUCUAGAUCAAAUAAAAUUAAAACAAUAUCGUACUACAACUUAUAAUUUAGAAAAUCAAAUAAAAGAACUCACCAAAGAUCUGGAUCAACAAGAUUUAUACAUUGCUACAUUGGAUUCUAAACUUAAGAAGCUAGGCACAGAUAUACAAAUUAAAUCAAACAUGAUUGAAUUGGAAUCCAAAGAAUUAGAAUUAUUGAAAAAAAAACAUGAAGUUGGUGAUGUUAUGACUCCACAAAUGCAAAUUGAUCAUGUUAGAAGUGACAUUAAUGAUGUAAAAAAAGAAACCAAUAUCAUAAAACAAUAUUGUAUUCAAAAUCAAAAUAAAAAUGUACAAUUAUUGAAUGAAAAAAAUAAACAAAUUUUUGAACUUAAUAAAAUGCGUAAAUAUGAUAUACAAAAUGUUAUAAAGAGUAGAAAAGUUGAUCACGAAAUUGCUGCUUUAUCUAAAGAACUUGAUCAGUAUAAACGAACUCUUACGUAUAUGAGAAAUAAAAUUGUGGUAUAUAAUGAAGUCUUUGGUAAAAAUAAAGGAAAAAGUAGUCAACUUUUGAACGAAAAUGAAUGGAUACAAAAUUCUGCUUUAGUUGAAUUAAAAGAAAAUGAAAAACAGUGUUUAGAAUAUAUGGACCAUUUGAAAUUUUUGAAAAAUGAGCUGAAUGAAAUGAAAAAAACAUAUAUUGAAAAACAACGGGAAAGUAAAUCGUGGGACAUUAAAGUCCAGUCGCUUGUUGAAAUUAAAACAGAACUAAAAAAUAAACAAGGAGUUUUUGGCGACAUUGAUGCUACACAAAAAGAAAUACAUAAAAUGCAGAUAAUAGAAAGUAGAUUAAAAAAAAUAUUGGACAAAAUAAUGAUGGAAUUAGAAAAAUGCAUAUCGAAACGGGAUACGAUUUAUACUACAUUUGCAGCAAAAAAUAUUCGUUCAAAUGUUAAAAACGAUACUAAACAAAAAUUGUUGAAAAUCCUCGAUGAUAUGCGAAUAAAGAUAAAAAAAAUUAAUAUUAAAUGUAAAAAAGUAGACAAAGACAUUAGUGAUGCACAAAAUUACAAAAUGGAAUUAGAGUGUAAACUUACACAUUUAAGAGAUAAAUUUAUCGACGUUGAACAAAAUACGGAUGAUUUGACAAAUAGUAUUGAAGAUAUGAAUGCUUUAAAACUUAAAAACUUUUAUAAAUUAAACUAUAAACAAAAUCGCAUUAAAUUCUUGGAUGAAGUAAGAAAAGAAAAAUACCGUUUGCUGAUUAAAAGUGAAUCCAAAAUGAACGAAGCAAUUAUAGCCCAGCGUUUGAAGAAUUCAAACUUAAUAACUGUUGUGGAAUGUUUAAAAAACGAUUUUCUAUACUUGGAUGUUGAGUUAACACGUUUGUUAUUAACUCUUAAGUCUAUCGAUGAUUAAAAAACCAUAAAAAAAUAUAUAUAUAGCUAGUUAUAUGUAUGACGUGUGUAUAUAAUAAUAUAUAAUUUAUAUAUAUCUACGUUCUACAUUGUAUACAGACAAUAUUAAUAUAUUAUAGUGUUGCUAAAACAUAUAGACCACGUGCACAUCAGUGGUCUAAGCGUU
This is a messenger RNA of Rhopalosiphum padi (bird cherry-oat aphid), 1983 nucleotides long. Its product is annotated as coiled-coil domain-containing protein 40-like. Lineage: Eukaryota; Metazoa; Arthropoda; Insecta; Hemiptera; Aphididae. The transcript has 9 exons. Gene Ontology annotation, biological process: axoneme assembly. The record is from RefSeq and is a predicted model, not a curated record. Gene Ontology annotation, cellular component: cytoplasm. Bases 1 to 1818 code for a protein of 605 amino acids.